CUUUCACAAAGCAUACGUCAAAUGUGAAAAGGCUCACGGACACGGACGAGUCACGCCACCGGAUCGGGAGAAACGCCGGUUGGCUGAGAAAACCGGUUACCGUCGGGAGUGUCUCUGACGUGGGAGCGAGCCUCCAGCCGGCUUCACGUUCACUUUCAGGCAGUGCCGGCCACCAGAAGCGGUUAAAGAAACAGAUAGGAACCGCUCUCCCCUCCGCGGCCGCCUGCCAACAGACAACAAAACUCGAAGUCGCAUUUCCGACCACCAGAUGGCAGACUACCUGGAGGUGGGCGGCGCCGUGGCGCUGACGGCGGCCGCCGGCGCCGCCGCCGCCUACUACCUGCUCUCGGAACCGGCGCCGGUGCAGCCGCCGGUGCCACUGGACGACCAGAGCGCGGCGGCCUCAUCCGGCUCUGAGCAGGCGCGCACCUCGCGCCAGCCGCUGGACAAGUACCGCGACGGCGGCGAGUUCGUCCGCUUCCUGGACCCGGCCUGCCGCACGCUGCACGAGGUACCGCGCCGCGGCCUCAAGCUCUCCGGCGACGGCAACUGCCUCGGCUGGCGCGCCGACGCCGCCGCGCCCUACCAGUGGCUCAGCUACGGCGACUUUGUGCGGCGCGCGCGCGACUUUGGCAGCGGACUGGUGGGCGGCGGCCUGUCCCCGGGCCAGUCGACCCUGGUGGGCAUCUACGCCCAGAACCGGCCAGAGUGGGUGAUCGCCGAGUACGGCUGCUACGCGUACAGCAUCAUCACCGUGGCGCUGUACGACACGCUCGGCCCCGAGGCGUGCUCCUACAUCGUGGCGCACGGCAACAUCUCCACCGUGGUGGUGGACUCGGACGCGCGCGCGCUCAGUCUGCUGGAGCAGCGGCCCGAGGCGCUGCAGCACAUCAUCCACAUGGGCGAGCUGAGCCCGGAGACGGCGCGCCGUGUGCGCGAGGCCGGGCUGCGCGUCAGCAGUUUCGCCGAGGUGGAGUCGCGCGGCGCGCUGAUGGCGGUCAAGGAGAUCCCGCCGCGGCCGCAGGACGUGGCCACCAUCAGCUACACGUCCGGCACCACCGGAGACCCCAAGGGCGUGAUGCUGACCCACGAGAACGUGGUGGCCAACGUGUCUGCCGUGCUGCUACACCUGGACACCCAGACGCUACGCAGCGACGACGUGAUGCUCAGCUUCCUGCCGCUGUCGCACACGUUCGAGCGCGUCUGCCAGGUGGGCAUGUAUAUGGUGGGCGGCGCCAUCGGCUUCUACCGGGGCGACAUCCGCGGCCUCAUGGACGACCUGAAGGCGCUGCGGCCCACCUGCAUCCCGGCCGUGCCGCGUAUCUUCAACCGGAUCCACGACAAGACGCUGGCCACGGCCGGCCAGAGCCGCGUCAAGUCGGCGCUGCUGCGCUGCGCGCUGGCCGCCAAGGAGCGGCAGCUGGCGCGCGGCGUCGUCUCGUCCGACACCGUCUGGGACAAGUACAUCCUGGCGCCGGUGCGCGCCGGGUUCGGCGGCCGGCUGCGCGUGGUGGUGGUGGGCUCCGCGCCCAUGGCGCCGGCCGUGCUCACUUUCAUGCGCGCCGCGCUCGGCUGUCUGAUCGUGGAGGGCUACGGGCAGACCGAGUGCGUGUGUCCGUGCACGCUGACGAUGCCGGGCGACCACACGGUCGGCCACGUCGGGCCGCCGCUCUCCUCGUGCGCCAUCAAGCUGGCCGACGUGCCUGACAUGGGCUACUCGGCGGCCGAUGGGCGCGGCGAGGUGUGCGUGCGCGGCGCGCAGGUCUUCAAGGGCUACUACCGGGCGCCCGAGCUGACGGACGAGGCGCUGGAUGAGGACGGCUGGCUGCACACGGGAGACAUCGGCCAGUGGCUGCCCAACGGCACCCUCCGCAUCAUCGACCGCAAAAAGAACAUCUUUAAACUGUCACAGGGCGAGUACGUGGCCCCCGAGCGGCUAGAGAACAUCUUCAUGCGCUCGCCGCUGGUGGGCCAGAUAUUCGUGGACGGUGACAGCCUCAAGUCGUGUCUGGUGGCCGUGGUAGUGCCGGACUCGGACUCUGUGAAAGCGUGGCGGCGCCGCGAGGGCGUGCCCGACGUGCCGCUGGCGCAGCUGUGCGCCGAGCCGCCGCUCAAGGCGGCCGUGAUGGCCGAGCUGGGCCGGCUCGCCGCGCAGACCGGCCUCAAGGGCUUCGAGAAGAUCAAGGACGUGUACCUGUCGCCGGAGCCGCUCAGUACCGAGAACGGCCUGCUGACGCCCACGCUGAAGGCCAAGCGGCCGCAGAUCCGGCGCCACUUCCAGGCGCAGAUCGCCGACAUGUACUCGCGGCUGGAGUGAGCGGCCGACUCCGUCCGACCGAGCGCCAACUGCACCAGCAGUGCAGGUUCCGCCUCGCCCGGCGCAGCGCCGCACGACUCGUCUUUACUUGGGUCGCGGGUCCCUCGAAUUGCAUCUCUAGUCACAUAGACGCGGUUCUGCGGGUACUUCAUGCUCAGCGGCAUGGCUGCAAGCGCUAUCGGUAGCAUAUUUAUUCGGUGGCUGCGAUUUUUACGUCUUGAAUUUUGUUCAGAUUUGCAUCUCAGCUUAGAACAAACGACCCUUGGGGUCACAAAUGGGCAUAAUGGACUCCAGGAAUGGUAUAUUCCAUAUUUGUUUUUAAGCAUGGAUACGUUGGUUCGCCGAGCGCCGAGCAGAACUCCUUCGAUAAGUACUUAAUUGUUCUCGGGUUGUUCCCGGCCUGCCUCGCUAGUCGUCAUGUGAUGCACCAAAUACUGUAGCGCGGUUAGGGUAAUAAAGGUCUUCAUACUGAUC
Molecule: messenger RNA, 2791 nt
Organism: Amphibalanus amphitrite
Lineage: Eukaryota; Metazoa; Arthropoda; Thecostraca; Balanomorpha; Balanidae
Product: long-chain-fatty-acid--CoA ligase 5-like
Exons: 2
Coding region: 269-2317 (682 amino acids)
Biological process (GO): long-chain fatty acid metabolic process
Cellular component (GO): endoplasmic reticulum; membrane
Molecular function (GO): long-chain fatty acid-CoA ligase activity
Source: RefSeq, a predicted model, not a curated record